Messenger RNA from Malaclemys terrapin pileata, 7441 nucleotides. RefSeq names its product melanopsin-like. Bases 121 to 1863 code for a protein of 580 amino acids. The record is from RefSeq and is a predicted model, not a curated record. NCBI's taxonomy places the organism in Eukaryota, Metazoa, Chordata, Testudines, Emydidae. The transcript is spliced from 11 exons. Gene Ontology annotation, cellular component: membrane. Gene Ontology annotation, molecular function: G protein-coupled receptor activity. Gene Ontology annotation, biological process: G protein-coupled receptor signaling pathway; visual perception.
CGGCUGGGCUGAGUUCCCCCUGCGCCCGCGGCCGGCUUGGAUGCUCCGGGGCGCAGAGCCCAGGAUGGCGGAGGCGCAGGAGCAGUGUUGUCUUCCUCAAAAGUUCUUAAGUAAUUGAACAUGGCACUUGGAUUUGAGGGUAUAUCUCCUGCAUUUGAAGUUUGUUGUUAUAGUGAUAGUUCUGGAUGGGAACAUCAUCAAGGACCUUGGAAAAUAUAUUCUGUUUAUGAUAUCCUGGAUAUGGGAACUCGUCACCACACUGUGACAAAAGCAGAAGUUCCUGAUCAUAUCCUUUACAUUACUGGAACCUGUGUUCUUAUAAUUGGAUCUGUUGGAGUUAUAGGAAACCUUUUAGUUCUCUAUGCAUUUUACAGCAACAAGAAGCUGAGGACACCGCCAAACUACUUUAUAAUGAAUUUGGCUGUGAGUGACUUCCUGAUGUCUGCUUCACAGGCCCCCAUUUGCUUUAUCAACAGUUUGCACAAAGAGUGGAUACUUGGAGAAAUAGGUUGUGACCUGUAUGCUUUUUGCGGGGCGCUCUUUGGAAUAACCUCAAUGAUGACUUUAUUAGCUAUUUCCAUUGAUCGAUACCUUGUGAUCACUAAGCCUCUGCAAUCCAUGCGGUGGACUUCCAAGAAACACACAUCGCAGAUCAUUGUUAUUGUCUGGCUCUACUCGCUGGGAUGGAGCGUGGCUCCGCUUCUUGGGUGGAGUUCCUAUGUGCCAGAAGGGUUGAUGAUAUCUUGUACAUGGGACUAUGUAACCUAUUCCCCAGCAAACAGAAGUUACACCAUGAUGUUAUGUUGCUGUGUGUUUUUCAUUCCCCUGGUUAUAAUAUUCCAUUGCUAUUUAUUCAUGUUUCUGGCCAUAAGAAGUACUGGCAGGGAUGUUCAGAAGCUAGGGUCCUAUGGUCGUAAAUCCUACCUCUCGCAUUCCAUGAAGAAUGAAUGGAAGCUGGCAAAAAUUGCUUUUGUGGUCAUCGUUGUGUUUGUCUUGUCUUGGUCUCCAUAUGCUUGUGUCACCAUGAUUGCAUGGGCGGGCCAUGGCAACACUCUAACUCCAUAUUCUAAAUCUGUGCCAGCUGUUAUCGCCAAAGCUUCUGCAAUCUACAAUCCUAUCAUCUAUGCAAUAAUUCACCCAAGAUACAGGAAAACCAUUCGCAGUGCUGUUCCAUGCUUGCGAUUUUUCAUACGGAUAUCAAAGAGCGAUCUCUCAUCAGGUUCUAUAAAUGAAUCAUCAUUCAGGGCCUCUGUCUCCAGCCGUCGCUCUUUUGCCUCCAGGAACAAGAGUAGUUGUGUUUCAUCAGUUUCCACUGGAGAAGCAGCUUGGAGUGACGUAGAGCUUGAACCAGUGGAGCCAGUUCAUAAGAAACUGCAGCCUUCCAGAAGUAACUCUUUUUCAUCAUGUCCGAGACAAGAGGAGAAGAGGGAACUGCUUCUGAAGGCCCACAGCUGCAAUGCAAUAACUGAAGAAAAGGUUUUGCUCUCCUCCAGCUACUUGCAGAAGCUGCUUGGGAGGUCAGUCCUACAGAAUUCCCCUAAAGCAAUUGUGACCAGUUCCUUAAAAGCAGCUUCUCUUCCCGUUGGCUUGAACAGCAUCAGCAAAGGAAGAGGCUCAGAUACCUCACAAAGGGAAACUCAAAUAAACAGAGGCCUGGACCCCAUCAUUAGUACUGCAGUCCCACGUAUCAUUGUCAUUCCUACUUCUGAGACCAACCUCAUUGAAGGACAAGAAGAACAUGAAAAUGGAGAGGAGGAAGAGACUGAUUUAUUCCACUUUCGUGGCAAGAAUAAUUUGUUGGGCAUAGACGGGCUUAGCUCUUCCACAGAUUUCCUUGAAGCAUUUGAGAAGUUUCUGUCGUAAGUGUAAAAAAGACAACUUUCUGGUCAUUGUUUUCUUGGCUGCUUCUCCACAUUAUUAUACCAAAUAACUAAAGCCUUCUAGAUUAAAUCUUCAGACUUUUUGUAUAUUUGUAUUAUAGUCACUAGGCAAUCUUUGAAUCCAUCUUUGUUCAGACCACUUCAGACACUGAAACAACCUUUUAGAUGGUGCUGCUAAAAUGAGCAGUGGAAUAUCUGGCAGAAUACUAGAAUGGCAUAUUUCAAGUCAACCUGCCGCUUCAUGGUUUUUAACAUAGAUGGGUGGAUGCCAGCAAAGAAAUAUCUAGCACCCAAUGAAUACUUCUCCCUACCUGGGUGCCCAGGAUGCAGUUUCAUGAUUAAACAUCAUUCCAAUACUAUUAUCUCUAGAAGGCAAUAGUUCCUGGAAUGUCAUCACAGGAUAAGCUAUGUAGUGUCUGCAUACACCAAGAUUUGUUCUUGACGGUAUGAACUUCAGAAGCACUACUGCCCAAAAUUAUGGCAGGCAGUAUAGCAGCACCCACUGAGUUGAUUAGUAAUGUGGACACCCUGUACCAGUCUCUCUUGCAAAUCUCUGUACAACCUCACAAUCAGAAGCAUCUAUAUCUUUUUGACAAGUCUUUUAUUUUCUAGUAGAAAGUUUUCUGGACUAGCUAGAUGAAUGGAUCACUCAAUACAAAAGUGAUUAUUUGUUUAGAAGAUAAUAAGGGUAAGCAAGAGAGGCUUGGAUUUCAGCUGAGUAUUAGGACAGCCACCAUGCCCAUUCAGCAGAUUACUGACAGGAUUAGAGGUGUUAUACUGCCCCAAAAACAAAUUUUAAAGGCAUUUUAGAGUAUCUUGGGGUGCACAGUAUUGUUUAAGCAUGUGUGAACUGUAAUGACUCCUAUUCAAAGGGUGGAUUCUCACAAUUGGCUUGAAGACUCAUUGAUGAAAAUAAAACACCAACUGCUACAGUUCAGUUUUCUUGUUGGUGGCGUACAAAGGCGGUGGGCAGGUAUUAAGAGCUUUUUUUCCUCUCAGCUGCCAGUGAGAAAAAGAACAGGGAUGCAUAAACUUUACUGUGAGGACCAACUUUCCGAAGUACCUCAGAUGGACUUCCUACCCCAACCUGAAGAAGAGCUCUGUGUAGCUCGAGAGCUUCUCUUUCUCACAAACAGAAGUUGGUCCAAUAAAAGAUAUUACCUCGCUCACCUUGUCUUCCUAUCCCAACUGUCAUUUCCCAGCUGCCCCAGUGGGGAUUGAGUAUAGUAGCAUAGGGCUAUACCACUGUAAAUGUGGGAUUUACUGCAGGAUGCCAAAUCACAUAUUUACUUGUGGAUAAUGGUUUUGUUUCUUUCAUCUUUGAUUCAUAUUAGUUCCUUGUGUUCAAAAUACCUCCCUAGCUUAGCAUUUUGUUCCUUGUGGUUUUGUUUCUUUCCCCAUUUUUCUUUUUUUAAACAUAUCCUCCAACUCUUUCUCAUUCCGUCUGUCACACCCACAGAUGGGACACACAAUGGACUAAAUUCUGCUCUAUUAUGUGGGUUUAACUCCAUUGAAGAAAAUAGUUACUGGUGUAACAGAACAUAAUUUGUUUAACAGACUUCAGGUCAAGCAAACAGCUGACCUUGAGAAUUUGUUUUCAUAGUCUUCAUAAAAAUGUCCUGUUUUAUUCCAGUGACUGCGUUGUACAUUAAACUGAGAGCAUUUCCCGGUUCUAUGCACACACUAAUAGCUUUUAUGAGCUAUUUCUUGCUUCUUUUUUUCCCCCUCCUGAUGUGGAAACCUUGGAGGCUUCUCUUUUUAAAUGAAAAACAAGCCAAAUCUAGUUUGCAACUGUGUUAACAGUAAGUUAACUAAAGUAUAAACCAAAACUGACCAAUCAAGGUGGGGGCUGGAAUGCAUCCACAAUGGCAUCAUGUAGAAUGAUGCUAGGUGUCAGUAAGAAAUGUUGAGAGACUUGAUGGGAUAGCUGAGGGAACUAGAGAGGUCUCUCUAGCUUCUUUGGUGCAUGUGGUGCUAUCACUGGACACACAGUGCUACCAUGACUUAAAAUAGCAUUGAAUGCAUAGAAUUGAAUGGUAUAAAAUGCUAUUAUGAACUCUCAGGAUACCUUAUUAGUAUUAAUUAUUACUUGUAUUACAGUAGUGUCAAGAUGCCCCAGUCAGGAUCAGGGCCUGAUAGUUCUAGGCGCUAUACAAACACACAUUAAAAGACAGUCCUUGCCCUGCACAGGUUACAAUCUAAACAAACUUGGAAACUGUUUUAACCAGUUAUCAUUAGAAAAUAACCUCCGGAGGAUGCUUUAAAAUAACAUGACAAUAAUUCAUUUUGAAGUUCAUGAUAAUUUGUUAGGAAGUACAUUUGAAGUGCCCAUGACCAUGACUCUUUCUCCACUUCCACGCACCUGGAGCCAGCACUUUCUAGAGGUCAUUCUAGAGUCUCCCUUCCACCAGAAAAGUGGCAUAGAGAUGAACACUGUUGUGGGUGCUGUCUGUCUCUGGAGGUGAUCCAUUACCUUUCUCUGCAAUUCCAUCCCUGAAAAGACUUUAUUCAUUCCAUCGUAGAUGCAGUUCAGACACACCUCAGAUUCCACUGAACUGGCUGGGGCAUCACUGCUACAGAAGAUUCCACGGUUCACCCCAGGAAUUGAAGAUAUCCAGCCAGUUGAGCUGAAAACUAUGACGUUUUCUUGGCGCUGAUACUGGGACAAGUAAGGACAGGGCCGUCCAGGGGUGGCAAGUGGGGCAAUUUGCCCCAGGCCCUGGGCCCCACAGGGGCCCCACGAGCCCUGGCCCAGCGGCAGUCCCAGUCUUAGGUGGGAUUUCGGUAGCGGGGGGCCCUUCAGUCGCUCCCACUCUUCGGCGGCAUUUCUGCGGCGGGGGGCCCUUCAGUGCUGCCAAAGACGCGGAGCGACUGAAGGGCCCUCCCACCGCCGAAAUGCCGCCGAAGACCCGGACCGCCACCGGGUGAGUACAAGUGCCGCAGCUCCCCCGCUUUGCCCCAGGCCCCCUGAAUCUUCUGGGUGGCCCUGAGUAAGGAACCUGGUAGUUUGCUAAAAUGAGUGAGGGGGAAGAGGGCAAGGCCAAAAAGGUCCAACCAUUUAAGGUUUUGGGACACCAAUCUGUAGUAUCCACACUUUUCACCUUCUCUCUUUAGCCCUCCUAGCAUUUUCCCUUAUGAUUUCAUGUUGUCCAUCAUGAUUGUCUUGUCACCUAUCUAUCCAGUGCCUGUCAGCAACUUUGUUCUCCACCCAGUUUAUUCUUUUUCCUGCAGACACGUUAGAGCCAAAUUCUGCCUUCAAUUACACAUGUGCAAUUCCUGGUGAUAACAUUUGGUGGCAGGAGGGACCUAGAUACAGCACAACCAAUGCAGUUCUAUUGUAUGAGGAGGCAGGCUGCUGAAGCCUGUGUAGAGUGUCCACAUUCUCUGCAUACCAAGGAGCAGAGUUCUAUAUGAGAGGGUUUUGGAGGGGAAAUUAUGGGAGAGGAGAGGAGCUAGGACUUACGGAUCCACAAUUACACAGAUCCAGCAGGCCAUUUCUCCUUCCAAAAACCAGGACAGUCAGAAGCAGCUACAAAACAAUCUGUGGGACUGGGGAAAAGCAUUCCUUCAUUGGGAACUCCGUGCACCUAGUUCUCGGAUGGAGGGCCUGAGGUUUGGGGCAUAUAUGUGUAAUAUAAAUACCAGUGAAAUGCAGUGUGUGUGUGGAAGUGGGGAACAGUUGUAAUCCUGUUCUGGUUUUGCCCUUGUAUCUUCUCUAGUUCGUUUCCUGAAACAAUUUGACUAUGCCUGUUGAUUUUAUUAGUGUCAUCUAUGCAAUCAAUAACUUUAUCUCCUUCAGUAUUUAAUAGCCUCCAUUAUUUCUAUCCCGUCUCCAUUGAACAGGUUUUGAAAGUAUCCUCACCGACUCUCACAUUCCUCCAUGGAUUUUACAUGCCCCAUACUUCCUACCCCUUAUUGCCUUGAUUACUGACCAUAACAAUGACCAAUGCAUUCAGUGUUACAAAGUAUAAAAAUGUGAGUGGGGCCAGAUUCUGCUCUCAGGAUUCAAUGAUGUUGUGCCAGAUUUGAACUAAUAUGACUGAGAGCAGAAUGUGGCCCAUUGUUUUCAUCAAGAUAAAGAAAUUGAGAUGUAAAGCAAUAAUAAAAUGAUUCUUAAACAUUCACUCAUCAUAUUGCCUUCUGCUGCUAGCUUACAAAGUGAUUUCACAAUACUUUCUUGCAUAAAUGGCAGCAAUAGUAAUGUGUCUCAGAAAACACGAAGAGUAGUAUUCUUAGAACCUAAUAGGUUUGCAGCAUUAUGAACUGUAAAGUGGAUUUUUAGAUACCACUGAUCUCCGAUAAUACAAAUGUAAAUAUCUAUGUGCAUAUUUUUAACAAGCACCUCUUAUUCUAGGAGAACACUUUUUCAAUUCCUUUAAGAAGGCCCAAUCCUGUGACUACUGAAAUCAGUGCCAAGAUUACUACUGACUUCAGUGGAACCCAGAUAGGGCCCAAAAUGAGUUAAUAUUAAUGGAGUCAUAAAACAUAGUUAUAAAAUUAGUGAUGUCAAAAGACCUGAUACUUCCUGCUAUGUAAUAUUUCAGGAGUAUCAGUCAGAGUAACUGUGUCUUAGGGUGCUUAAAAUAAUUCACAAGAAGACUUUUGUGUACCACUCUGUUUGCACUUUUGGAUUAAGAGCAAUGUACAAAUGUACAAUAUUGACUCAAUCUCCCAUUUUUAGAAAAGAUAUGUAAUACUUUGUGCAAAUAGAUUAAGUAGAGAUGUCCUAACCAUGUUUAGUUGUUGUUGUUGUUUUUUGUUUUUGUUUUAAAGGAAUGGCUGAAGAGAGAGCACAUUCAAGUAAAAGGGACAAACUUUUCAAACUUGGGUUCCAAUCCCUCACACACAGGUACAUUUGUUAAUUGUGCUCAUAUGAGAAGUCGCUUUGAAGUUGAUGGGACCCAUCGCAUGCACUCAUUAAGUACAUGCUGAAGUUUGUGAGAAGCUAAGGCCUUGGCAUCUAAAGUUAGACAUUUCAAUAGGAGUAGCCUGAUUUUCAGCCGUGCUGAGCACCCAGCACUCCCAUUGAUUUCUGUGAAAACUGGUUUCUCGGAAUGUCUGAAAAUCAGACCACUUCUAUUGAGAUCUUCAACUACAGACACCCAAGUUUGAGGAAUCUGACCAAAACCAAUUAAUAACUGUGGCAAUACACUUUGAUCUUAGUCCUGAAUCUUACUAGUAAUUAAUUAGCAAUUGUUUGUUUCUGUGACUUCUCUGUUUAAAACAAAUGUACCAUGUGUGCAUUUUUGCCAAUAGAUCCAUAUGUAACGUAAGGUUUAGACUGCAUUUCCUUUUCCCAUGAAUCAAUGGGCUGCAGAUGGUAGACUUCAUCCUGUUCUAAUUUAAAACAGUGGUAAAAUAAAGGUUUGGAAUAAGAAAUAAGUCCUUAUUUAAAUUCUUUGAAUGCUGAAAUAUUUUUCCCACUGGUUCAGAUGGGGCAAUGGGCAGGGAUUAUAUCAUUGGUUCCCUAUCCUGGAAAGACCUGGAAAAUCUGCAGUCCCAAACCUACUACACCCCCUUAUUUAAAGUGAUACCAACAUAAAAAAAACCCUCAUAGACUA